Molecule: messenger RNA, 970 nt
Organism: Rhodofomes roseus
Lineage: Eukaryota; Fungi; Basidiomycota; Agaricomycetes; Polyporales; Fomitopsidaceae
Product: peptidase S24/S26A/S26B/S26C
Exons: 4
Coding region: 1-573 (190 amino acids)
Cellular component (GO): mitochondrial inner membrane peptidase complex; membrane
Molecular function (GO): serine-type endopeptidase activity
Source: RefSeq, a predicted model, not a curated record
AUGUCUGGCUCACGCCUUGCUAAUGCUGCACGCACAUUUGCCCGUCGCAUACGAGACAAUCCGGAUGAGGUUCUCAACUUGGCGACGCGGGUGGCCAAGUCCUCCGCGCUCGCAACCCUGCACGUGGUAAACGCGGUAUGCGUGGCACACCUAUUCGCAAACCACGUCGGGUGGAUCAAUAUGGUGGACGGCCCGUCUAUGCUGCCCACCAUGAGCGUCAGCGGCGAAUGGGUGCUCGAGAACAAGAUGAUCAAGCCUCAGAAUGUCCAGCGGGGCGACCUCGUCACCUACCUCUCCCCGCUCGACCCGAGCCGCAUCGUCUGCAAGCGCGUCGUCGGUCUGCCCGGGGACAUCAUUUGCGUGGACCCCACGGGCGAGCUCGCACCGUCGACAGAGCACGUCAUCAUACCGAGGAACCACGUUUGGCUGAGCGGAGACAACGCUGCGAUGUCGAGGGACUCGAGAGUGUAUGGACCGGUCUCGAUGGCGCUCAUAAAAGGGAAGCUAGUUGCUAGGGUUUGGCCUCUGUCGAGGAUAACUGUCUUCCGCAAUAACUUUGAUUAUAUAGACUAGAGGUACAGUGCCGUGUCAUAAUACUCCGUGAUCUGUCCGUCGUGUGCAAUACUGUAACACCCUGCAAGUUUCACCUCGUGCUUGGUCUUUUAGGUCCAUUCACCACUACCGGACAAAGUUCAUCGAGUAUCCGCCUUCUCCGUUUGGAGUGAACUGGAAGUUGUCCGUCGACAUGCCAAACCGCCCUAUAACGCAGUGUCAAGUGCCGCAUCGUGAGCCGCACGUAUUCACGCACCGAGGAUGUUGUUUCCCAAUCCUUUGAGCUUGUCAAGCAUCUCGGCGGUCUCUGCUUUCUGCGCUGCUUCUACUCGAGGCUUGAGCGACGCAAGGGCCCGGUUGAUGGCUACUCGUUGAGGCGAGUCAGAUGGAAGGAUCGUUAGGAGGGUGUUGUAGUCUG